GAGGACAGAAAGGAAGUGGAUCUGAGUGCUUGUGAUUGGUAAGCCAGCUUCACGAAGGCAUCUGCCAGCAGGACUUCAGAGGAAUGUGAAACCAAAUCAUUUACAAGUUAAAGAUAGACUCAAGAGUACAUAGCAUCUUGGGCACUUGUUUCAACUCAGUCUCUUGAAGACUGUUGCUUUGGGAGUUUUCUUUUUACUGCCUCCAGGGCAUCUCAGUUUUUACUCUAUCAGAUUCUCACUUAGUGUUUUGGAAUAAAAAGGAGUGUGUGAGAAGAUCAUGGUGCAUGCUGCAGGAUGACAUGCUUCAAGAAGAUACACUUGGCUGAUUUCAUGGAACACAACAGAACAUAGAGGCCAUUUCUGAUAAUGAUUGAAGACUGUGGGAAAAGAGGAACUACCAUGGCAGAAAGGAGGCAGCUGUUUGCAGAAAUGCGGGCUCAAGAUCUGGAUGGCAUCCGUUUGUCCACCUACAGAACAGCAUGCAAGCUUAGAUUUGUACAGAAGAAAUGUAACUUGCACCUUGUGGAUAUCUGGAAUGUGAUAGAAGCAUUGCGGGAAAAUUCAUUGAACAACCUGGACCCAAAUAUAGAACUGAAUGUGGCUCGGCUUGAAGCAGUAUUGUCAACAGUUUUCUAUCAACUUAACAAACGCAUGCCAACAACCCACCAGAUCAAUGUAGAACAAUCCAUCAGUUUACUCCUCAACUUCUUGCUGGCAGCUUUCGAUCCAGAAGGACAUGGAAAAAUUUCUGUGUUUGCUGUCAAAAUGGCCUUGGCAACACUUUGCGGGGGAAAGAUCAUGGAUAAAUUAAGAUAUAUUUUCUCAAUGAUAUCGGACACAAGUGGUGUAAUGGUUUAUGGAAGAUAUGACAUGUUUCUACGAGAAGUUCUGAAGCUGCCCACUGCUGUCUUUGAAGGUCCUUCUUUUGGUUACACGGAGCAAUCAGCAAAAUCUUGUUUUUCCCAACAGAAAAAAGUCACUCUGAAUGCUUUCUUGGACACUCUUAUGUCUGAUCCUCCACCUCAGUGUCUGGUAUGGCUACCACUUCUGCAUCGCUUGGCAAAUGUUGAGAAUGUCUUCCACCCUGUUGAGUGUUCCUACUGCCAUAGCGAGAGCAUGAUGGGAUUUCGCUAUCGAUGCCAGCAGUGUCACAAUUACCAGCUCUGUCAAGAUUGCUUCUGGAGGGGACAUGCCAGUGGUUCCCAUAGCAACCAGCACCAAAUGAAAGAAUACACGUCAUGGAAAUCACCUGCUAAGAAGCUAACUAAUGCACUUAGCAAGUCUUUAAGCUGUGCUUCCAGCCGUGAACCUUUGCACCCAAUGUUCCCUGACCAGCCUGAAAAACCUCUAAACCUGGCUCAUAUUGUGCCUCCUAGACCAGUCACCAGCAUGAAUGACACACUGUUCUCCCACUCUGUUCCCUCAGGAAGCCCAUUCACAAAUAGAAGGUUACUUGAGAGUAUAAAUGUAGCCAAUGAUGUGGCUGAUGAGCAUUCUGUUAUAAAGCUGUAUGUAAAUCAGCUUCACAACAAUUCACGCUCUCCUUACAAGAAUAAUGAAGUAGAGCAGAACAAAUUGCUGGCUAGGGCUGCUCCAGCUUUUUUGAAAGGCAAAGGGUUACAGUAUAGCCUCGAUGUUGCAGACAGGCUGGCUGAUGAACAUGUUCUCAUUGGGUUGUAUGUCAACAUGCUGCAGAACAACCCCUCACGUUUGCUUGACAGUCCAAACCGUCUAGAUGAAGAGCACAGACUGAUCGCCAGGUAUGCAGCGAGACUCGCAGCAGAGACUACUUCAUCACAGGCACAACAGCAAACCCAGCAGAGAGGUGCUCCAGAUAUCUCAUUCUCUAUUGAUGCAAAUAAACAACAACGACAACUUAUUGCAGAACUUGAAAAUAAGAACAGAGAAAUCUUACAAGAGAUUCAGAGGCUGCGACUUGAACAUGAACAGGCAUCUCAGCCCACACCAGAGAAGGCAGCGCAAAAUCCCACCCUUUUGGCAGAACUUCGGCUGCUUCGGCAAAGGAAGGAUGAGCUGGAACAGAGGAUGUCUGCUCUUCAGGAAAGCCGGAGAGAACUUAUGGUCCAAUUGGAAGGCCUCAUGAAACUGCUGAAGGAAGAAGAAAUGAAGCAGGGAACCCAAGGGGCAGGCUCUCCACGCUCAUCUCCCAGCCAUACCAUCAGCCGACCAAUUCCAAUGCCCAUCAGAUCUGCAUCUGCCUGUUCAACUCCAGCGCACACACCUCAGGACUCUCUGACAGGUGUAGGAGGAGAUGUGCAGGAAGCUUUUGCACAAGGCACAAGGAGGAAUUUAAGAAAUGACUUGCUGGUGGCAGCAGAUUCGAUCACCAACACUAUGUCUUCUCUGGUGAAAGAACUAAACUCAGAAGUUGGAAGCGAGACAGAGAGUAAUGUGGAUUCUGAGUUUGGUCGGGCUCAUUUUGAUGACCUUGUCCCAUCGCCCACUUCCGAAAAGGCUUUCCUUGCACAGAUCCAGGCCCGGAAGCCAGGCUACCUUCACAGUGCAGCUGCCACUGGAACUAUUCGCAGCGAUAUGGUUACAGAAGAUGGAGAUCCUUAUGUUAGAGCAGAUGAUGAGAACUAUGAAAAUGAUUCUGUCCGCCAGCUAGAGAAUGAGCUCAAGAUGGAGGAAUAUUUGAAACAAAAGCUUCAGGAUGAAGCUUAUCAGGUCAGCUUGCAAGGAUGAGUAGCUAUCCUUGCAUCACUCUCCUUUCCAGAAAGCUGCAGUCAAACGGACAACGAAAGUGAUGUAAGAACAGAUGAGGAGGAGAGCUGCACCCAUAUGGAUGACAGAGAUAAGGUGGCUGCCAACUUCACUGAAGAAGUGAAACAAGUGCAGCUCCUCUGACAUACAAUAACCAAUUAGAUCCGAAGACUGUAGCACAGUACCUUUUUGUUCUAGAAGUUGUAGUUUGUAGGUGUUUGUUUUGAAGAAAAAUAAAAAAGACUUUUAUUUAAAGCUAAGUUAAUAUCAGCUACAUCUUACGUAACAUGGCUCAUUACCGGUGAAGAACACAGGCUGAACAAUGCUGCUGUUACAAUUAACAGCAGAGCUAACACAACACAAGCCCUUUGCACAUCGUCUUGAACCUGUUCAGUUUACAAUAACAAUAGUGUUUCUAUUAGGAGUUUGAUUUCUCAGUUGUUUGAAAUUUUAGAACACUUUCCUACACACUGUACAUUGUUUUUCCACAGAGGAAAUUUUAAAACAAAGCAUUUAACACUGAAUGGAUAUACUCGAGUGUACAUAUUUAUAGCCCAAAAAUGAAGUACUAGAAUAGUAGCUGCAAUCCUCAAUCCAGCCGCAUGCACUAAGAAUCCCACCAAUAUGAGUAGGAUUUAAGUGCAUAUGACCAGAUGCAGUAUUGCAGUCUUAGGAUGAAAUUUGUUUUACAGUCUUUCUGCAAAAAACAAAACAAAAAAAAACAAAAAACAAAGAAUAACAGAUUUGUACAAAAUGCACUAAGAAGUAUCUCUAUGAUUUAGGGCUACUGCAUAACUUAGGAAUGUUUUCUUUCAAAAUAAUCUAACAAAUCAGCCAUAGAAGUUAGUGUAAAUAUUUUCUUUCCAAAUAGAUAUCAUAUACAAAAGGCAGCAUUCAAAUGAUAUAGAAUCUAGUUUUUAAAAUCAGCACAGAUCUUCUUAAAACUGUGAACUAUGUUUUGAAAUACUCGUUGCUAAAGCUGUUUAUAAACCACAGGUGCCAUAAAACCCCUAAACUAACGUUAUGUAUAACCUUUCAUAGUAUUAUUUAAUUGCUGUUUGAGAACUUUAGUAAGCAUGUGUUCUUUCACAUUUCUCCAUUCUCCAUAUCCUGUUUGUUGAGGCCUUCAGCUAUAAAUGUAUAAGCUUUAAAAGUGCGCUUGCUACUGUUUCCUUUUAUUUCUGAAUGUGCAUUGCCUUAGCCAGCCACCAGAUGUUCUGCAUGCAUUCUUGGAAGUGUGUAGUGAGACUGUCUUUCAGAGCUGAAUGGGGAUAUUAGCUAUCUAUGAAAAGCACAGAGGAAAGUAUGUUCCGAAAAAGAGAAGGAGGUAAUUACAACAGUGUCCCUUUGAGUAAAUGCAUCCUGUUUUAACAACAGCAGGAAUGAGAGAAAUCACAGACCUUUGCUUCUACCAGGAUUCCUAUAAAAAGAUUGCAAUGAUUUUGGAGCCGUUACUAUGUGGUAAUGAUGUGGGUCUUCUCUUAACUGCAUUCCUACAUGGAAGAAUGAGGAAUUUCAGAAGUUUUCUUAUCAAUGAGCAAACUUUUCUUUUCUUUCUUUGCUUUCUUUUUUAUCUUUUUUUUGCAUUUUGGAACAUGUGAAAAACUAUGUUUUUUAAGCCAAUGGUUGACAUACUACAUCAUUAAAUGUAACUAAGUUGACAUAGGUCUGCUGUCAUAGCUUGGUUUGGGAGUUCUACCCAUAAAACCCAGAUUUCCAGCCUGAUGGUGUUCCAAGGCAUUACAGAAUGGAGAACUAGGGAAUGAUGUAUGCAAGAGUCUCCUGAUCAUGUGAGGCAUCAAGAAUGGACAACUAGUCCUUAGGGUCCUUCUGAAAUAAUAAUCAUAAUCAUCACAAUAUUUUUUUCCCAGGAUCUCAACUCAAAUUGGUUCAAAAAAAUCAAAACAAUUUAAUUAAAAACAAAAUAAUAAUUCAGCUAAAAUACAGUUUUAAAAAUUAAAAGCUUCUCAGAACAAUUCAGUUAAAACAACACUGCACCCCCCAGCCCAUUAUUUUAAAACUUUCUGUUUUAAAAGCCAGUCUAAAUGAAAAUUUUAGCUCACCGACAGAAGUACAAAAGGAGGAGGAUAUUCUGGCUUUCCUGGGUAGGGAGUAGAGGCAACUACUGAGAAGGCCCUCUGGACCUGAGUCAUAUAGGGCUCUAUAGCUCAUAACCAACACUUUGAAUUGUGCCCAGAAACAAAUUGGCAGCCAGUUGAGUUGUUGCAAAACAGGGAGUUUUAUGAUCCCUAUAGUAAUUGUUUAUCUCGGGACUACUGCAGAUGCCAUUUGCCUACACAAUCUGCACUGCUUUCAGGCACUUCCAAGCUAAAAAGAUGGAUUUAGGGAGUGAUGUUUGGUCAAUAAUGACUGUAGAUCUGAAUCUGCAGCAGCUAUCAGAAUGAUAAAUUGUUUAACUACUAAAUACUUUGGCAGCUAAGAUUCCCUGUAUUUUAUGCAGAAAUAUGCACUGUGCAAAGCAAGGGUUUUUUUUAGGAAGGGCAUUUUUAAUACUCAAAAGUUGUGGAAGAGCCCAAAAUGGAAAAUAAAAAGGAUGCAAUUCACCCUGUUCUUAAGAAGAAGAAAAUUUGUGAAUAUUCUCUGUAUAUUUACAGUGCAGUGCUACCUAUCUAGUAACAGUUCAAAGUGAAAACAGAAAGCAGUGUAGAAUUUGCAAAGAUGCUAAUAAAAUAUUUCAUAUAUGAUACAGCAAUGUUAAUAUCAAACACUGUUUUAAAACUCAGUUCUAUCAGUCACACGUUUAAUAAAAACAUUGUAGGAAAUAUAUUUUUGAACAAUGCUAUUCCCAAAAUGUGUGUAUUUUAUUUGUCUGAAUUAGAAAUUUCAUUUGAGAUUCUAUAUGGAGUAAAUAUUACUUUGAUUAAAUGGUUAUCACUACUUACCACAUAUGCACAGAAUCAUUGUUACCAUUAGCUAAUUUUCUCCUUGUCUACAUUGCAGCAUUGUUGCUAAGUAGUACACUCAGAUUUCAGACAACUAAGAAAAUAAAAAAAAACACUUAUUUAAAAACACACCCAUGUCCCCAUCAUUGCAAUAACUAACCUUACUCCUGUAAUAUCUGCCAAGCUGAUAUGUGUAACCUGUGAUAGCUUACCUCUCCGAUACCUUUCUCUCAGGAACUGGUUACUCUCUAAUAGUGCUUAGCACUAGUAAAUCUUGCUAACAGCUCAGGACCCCAGCCAGUUAAUUCCUGAAAAAGAGAUGAAAUGAACUAUAACACAGCCAUACCUGGAUUAUCCCAAUCCAACCACAUUACUACAGUUGGAUUAAUAACCAUGUUGCUUUGAUGCCCGCCUUUAUUUGUAUACAAACAUUGCAUGUAAGGAUCAUGCAUGAAUCUAAUCAUUGCAAGAUAUGUGUCACACUAUUAUUGCCUUCACAACCCAAGCACCAUUCUCUCAGCCUGAUUUCCUCACAGAAUCCCCAAGCAGAUCUCUAGGUGGCCUCUUGUACUCUGGAACUCCAAGAUUAAGCACUUUUUUAUUUCCUAUCCAAAGCAAAACCUAGGUGAGGAGAUAUGCCUGUAUUACAAAGCUAUGUCUUCAUGACUUACAUCUCCCAAUGCAACCCUCAAACCGACCUUGUAUGUAGAGCACAACCUUACUGAUGCCCCUGCUCUCUGAGAACAUCCGAAUGAACAUGGGGGAGUGGUGAUUACAAGGUCUGUUGGGGAGUGAUUUUGGUAAUUGCAUAAUCAGAACAGAAUUCUGAUUGACGCAACCACCAAAGAAUGAGUUGCAAUGGUUUAAGUCUGAUUUGUGUCAUUGUAAUUCACCAGCAGGAUAUCAGCCCUAGUUUUACUAUGUAACCCAGCAGUUAAGCUGGCAAUGGUCCUACAAGGGCAAUACUUUCUCACUGAUUUAUCUCCAACAUGUGAUGGGGAAGCUGCUGUGUGCCACACAUCUGACACACCAGCCAACCUCCAUGUCAACAGACACCAAUGUGCAGCAAGGACAAAAUUUAACUAUGGUGAACAUGAGUAAAAUUCCAGCAAUAUAGGUCAGAUCCCAUGGUUAAUUCCCAUAUCUCAUGUGAUGUUGAGGCCUACGGGAGUCAGAUUUUAGAUGUAUCUUAAUAAACGAUGUGAAGAUGUGGAUCGCUUUUUUCCACACAGUGGCACACAAUGUGUGUAGGAGAUGGGUCAGGUGAGAGUUUGUCCUAUCUGGGCCUCUGUUUUAGCCUCUUCAGUUCUUGUCUGUUUGUUAAACUUGGUUUGGAUUGUAGAUUGUGAACAUUUAAAGUUACAGAAAUUGUUAAACUGGCCUAUAAUUCUUCAUGGGCCAAUUACUGCAGCCAAAAAUGUCAUGUAGAUUGUCAAUGGAAAGGUAAUGAAGACGCAGAAAUCAGAAUGUGUUGUUGAAGAGGAUUCUUGAAUGUUGAAAGAAAAGAUGGAGGAUAGAUUCUCUGUAAGUAGUAAUGUUAACUAAAAACUGCAUUAAAAAGGUGUGUGGCCUUUGUUGUGAUAAUCUGUAUUUUCUUAUAUGCAUGAGACAAAAUGUUGCAUCAUUAUUUAGCCCAGAUGUCUGCUGUUAUUUUUAUCAUCUUCCCUCAUUCUUAUUAGUCUCUUGGAAUUACUGUAGAUAUAUCUUGUAAAUAUCACGACAUCAGCUUACAACAGUUAGGUUGGUUCAAUUCAGUGCAAGGAUACUUGAAUGACAAGCACUCCACUGUGUCCUGAGAAGAGAAGGCAUUUUUCUUCUGAACCAAAAAUGUAUGAAGAGUUACACCUUGAGGCUACAAACUGUCUGAUGUUUUUAACUACUGUUAUUUCAUACCACUCCAAACAAAAUACGCACCACCAAUUUUACAUUACUCAUUGCUAUUGUAAACAGCACUAUUAUUGUACUGGAUUUUUUGUAUUGCUGUUAAGUAUUGUUGUGUGUGUGUGUGUGUGUGUGCGUGUGUGUGCGUUCAAGCCUACUGGGGACAUGUUAUAUUUUGAAGUGAUUAAACUAUUUAAUUGUGUGUCUAUAUUUUGGAAUGGAAUUAUUUCUUCAUUAAAAGAAAGAAUUUUUAAAAGUAA
This is a messenger RNA of Anolis carolinensis (green anole), 7768 nucleotides long. RefSeq names its product dystrobrevin alpha (gene dtna). Gene Ontology annotation, biological process: synaptic signaling. The record is from RefSeq and is a predicted model, not a curated record. The coding region runs from base 367 to 2706 and encodes 779 amino acids. Lineage: Eukaryota; Metazoa; Chordata; Lepidosauria; Squamata; Anolidae. Gene Ontology annotation, molecular function: zinc ion binding. The transcript has 25 exons. Gene Ontology annotation, cellular component: synapse; plasma membrane.